This is a messenger RNA of Entamoeba histolytica HM-1:IMSS, 1350 nucleotides long. RefSeq lists its product as uncharacterized. Bases 1 to 1350 code for a protein of 449 amino acids. The record is from RefSeq and is a predicted model, not a curated record. The transcript has a single exon. NCBI's taxonomy places the organism in Eukaryota, Evosea, Mastigamoebida, Endamoebidae.
AUGCAAUUAGGAUAUAAUGAAAUAAUGAUUGUCUCAAAGUAUUUUGAAGAUAUUAAUGAUUUCAUUAAUUUAGAAAUGGGGGUUAAAAGAUUUAGAGGAAAUAUGGAACGAUUUCAUUUUAAUCCAAUUCCAUUGAAUCAACAUUCAAGAAAAUUGUUUCCUAAUAUUAACAUAUUUCAUAUUUAUAAUAAAGAAGAUGAAAUAUUUAAAGAUGGAAGAAUAAUUAAACAAAUAAUAUGGUAUGAUGUGAGUUAUUCAAGAUAUUUAGAAGAGAAAAAAGUGUUGAAUGAAUGUAAAAAUAUCGAAUAUACAAUAUAUGAUAGAAAUAUAUUUGGAAAUACAAUACCAAUAGAAGUUAAUUCACUUGGAAAUUAUUGUUUUAGCCGCUGUGAUGGUAUGCAAAAAAUUAAAAUACCAACAAAUGUAAAUGAAAUAAGAAGUUAUUGUUUUUAUAAAUGUGCAUCAUUAAAAUCAAUUAAAAUGCCAACAAGUGUAAGUGAAAUUGGAUAUAAUUGUUUUAAUAAAUGUUAUUCAUUAACAACAAUUAAUAUACCAACAAGUGUAAGUGAAAUUGGAUAUAAUUGUUUUUGUGAAUGUUAUUCACUAACAGCAAUUAAUAUACCAACAAGUGUUAAAGUAUUAGGAGAUUAUUGUUUUAAAGGAUGUACAUCAUUAACAACUAUUAAUAUACCAACAAGUGUUAGUAAAAUAGGAUAUGAAUGUUUUAAUGAAUGUUAUUCAUUAAAAUCAAUUAAUAUAGAAGAUGUAAAAUAUAUAAGUGAAGAAAGAAUAUUUAUGAAUGAACCACUGUUAAAUAGUAUUAAAACACCAGAAAAUUUAAAAAUAAUAAAUGGAAAGAAGAUUGAAAAGAAAGAUAUUAAUGAAUUUAUUAUUCCAUCAUCAAUCACUAAAUUAGGUGAUUAUUGUUUUAAAGGAAGUACUUCAUUAAAAUCAAUUAAUAUCCCAACAAGUAUUAGUGAAAUAGGAGAUGGAUGUUUUGCAUAUUGUGAUUCAUUAAAAUCAAUUGAAAUACCAACAAAUGUUAGUGAAUUAGGAGAUAGUUGUUUUGAUGAAUGUUAUUCACUAACAACUAUUAAUAUACCACCAAGUGUUAGUAAAAUAGGAUAUGAAUGUUUUAAUAAAUGUUAUUCAUUAACAACUAUUAAUAUACCAACAAGUGUUAGUAAAAUAGGAAAUGGAUGUUUUUCAAAAUGUUUAUCAUUAAAAUCAAUUAAUAUACCAUCAACAAUUACAUUAUUUGGAAAUGGGUGUUUUUAUGGUUGCAAAUGUGAAGAAGAGUUAAAAAAGAAUAAAACAAUACCAAAAUAUUGUUUUGAAGAAUAUGAGUGA